AUGCUGUCGCGUCUAUAUGUUCUCGCGCUGCUCGUCGCCCUCGUGGCUGCGAGUGACACCGGUUCCAUGCUCCGCAUCGACGGCAGCAUCAAUGCGACGGCGCGUAUCCAGCUCACGACCGAGCCGCCAUCAACGCUGUCGCCGAGUGACGCAAGCUUGCUUGACACGCUCAUCGCGACCUUGGUCAACGUGACCAAGACGGCGCCGCCAGCCAACGCAACGACGAUUCAAGUGCCGCACAAGACGAUCGUUGAAAACAGUGUGCUUACGCCGACGUCGCCGGCCGCUGCGACGGCAGAGUCGAGCGACGGCAUGCCGACGACGACGGCAAUGCUGGUGGGCAUCGUGAUUGGAGUCGCCGGGUGCGCUCUCAUUGCCGCGGCGUUUCUCCUGCACCGUCGCCGGCGGUCGUCGCUCGAGACCCCCAAGCCCGACGACGCGGUUGCAAGCCCGCCGCUGCCGACGUACGAGGCGCAGGAAACCUCGCGCGUCUCGGGCGUGCUGUUCUACAUGCCGGGGCGGCGGCGGUCCAGUGCCCAGACGCCCGACGUCCGCGAGUCGUCCGUGCACGCGCUGCCCACGGGCUUCCAGCGGCCAGGUCUGCGCCUCGACACGAUCGCACACGGAGAAGAGUCGGAGAGCAUGUCGACGCUCUUUGCGACAACGACGUCGGUGCGCAGCGUCAUGAGCUACUCGAACGGAUCGCCCAACUACCUCUCACCGGUCCACGGGUCGACGGGCACGGCCUGCGCGUCGACGGCGCAGUCGGCCAAUGGUUUCUUCAUCGCGCGCGACGGCGACUCGUUCACGGACGCGCGCGAGUUCCAAUCGAUCCUCACGCGGCCCACCAUGGACUCGGUGGGGUCCUCGAUGUUUACCCCCCGCGGCGCCCCGCCAGCACCCAACACGAUGGAGCCCUAG
Molecule: messenger RNA, 921 nt
Organism: Saprolegnia parasitica CBS 223.65
Lineage: Eukaryota; Oomycota; Saprolegniomycetes; Saprolegniales; Saprolegniaceae
Exons: 1
Coding region: 1-921 (306 amino acids)
Source: RefSeq, a predicted model, not a curated record